Messenger RNA from Papaver somniferum (opium poppy), 855 nucleotides. RefSeq names its product protein PLANT CADMIUM RESISTANCE 2-like. The transcript has 4 exons. The coding region runs from base 53 to 577 and encodes 174 amino acids. NCBI's taxonomy places the organism in Eukaryota, Viridiplantae, Streptophyta, Magnoliopsida, Ranunculales, Papaveraceae. The record is from RefSeq and is a predicted model, not a curated record.
ACGAGAACGAACCCGCUUCAGACAACAAUCCUCUCUCUCUGCAUCCUUCGAAAUGUCUUACUCUACACCACCGCCUCGUGUCCCCAUUGUCGACUCUCAGUUCCAGAAAUCCCCAAUGUCAUUUCAGAACCAACCACGGCCACAACCUCAGCCUCAGCCUCUAGUUCCUUGGUCUACUGGCCUUUGCGGUUGUCUUGAUGACUGCAGCAGUUGUUGCUUGACAUGUUGGUGCCCGUGCAUUACGUUUGGUCGGACAUCCGAAAUUCUCGAUAGAGGAUCCUCGUCUUGUGGAUGCAACGGAACAAUGUAUACCCUAAUAGCGGUUCUGGGUUGUACUUGGAUAUAUUCGUGCCAGUACCGUGCCAAAUUCAGAAAAACCUACAACUUAGAGGGGAACUGUUGCACUGAUUGCCUAACUCAUUUUUGUUGCCAAUCUUGUGCCCUAUGCCAAGAAUAUAGGGAACUCAAGAACAAGGGUUUCGAUAUGUCAUUAGGAUGGCAUGGUAACAUGACAAGCGGCAGAGGGCGAAAUGUGGCUUUGACUCCACCUGCUGCAUGUGGAAGCAUGGAACGAUAAAGAUACGAAAGGGCAUGCUUGGAUUGACAAUAUCCAUCUUUUUACGUAAACAGGGUUGCCAUUUUGCCACUGAUUGUUGGAUAAAACGAUAAAUAUGCAUCUUGAAAACAGGCAAAUUAGGCCCUCUAUAUUCAUUACAAAACUUGUUAUCCUAUAUAUAAUGCAAAACCGACAAAAAGAAUGUUAUCCCACACUCAAAGCAUUAGCAUUGGGGCGGGGUUUUAUACCAUAAAUGUUAGUAUUUUUCUCACGCACUGCUGCAUAGUAAAUGUGAUGUU